Messenger RNA from Hyaloperonospora brassicae, 1431 nucleotides. Lineage: Eukaryota; Oomycota; Peronosporomycetes; Peronosporales; Peronosporaceae. The record is from the annotation of a GenBank genome assembly.
AUGAACAAGUUCCUCGUCCGCGGUCUCGGCUUCUUUAACGAUGCCUACGACCUCUUUGUCAUGAACAUUAUCAACAUUGUGCUCACGGAGCAGUACGGCAAAGACGUGUACACGUCCAACAUGAAGUCGUGGGUCUCGGCGUCGGCCCUCGUGGGCGCCGUCGUAGGCCAACUGCUCUUCGGCUUCCUCGGCGACGUCUUUGGCCGUCGCGUCAACAUGAUCGCCACCUGCGCGCUCCUUAUUGUCGGCGGCAUCCUCUGCACGGCGGCCUACGGCGGGUCGGCCUCGGGGACGCUCUGGUUCCUCGUCGUCGCCCGGUUCAUCCUGGGCGUCGGCAUUGGCGGCGAGUACCCCCUCGCGGCGUCCUCCACGGCCGAAGACGCCACGUCGGUGGCCGACCGGAACCACCGCGUGGCUCUGACGUUUUCGCUGCAAGGCGCGGGGUCCCUCACGGCAGCUGUGCUGGGGAACCUCAUCAUUCAGGCGCUGGCCGGCGGCGACAAGAACACAAACUCCGACGCGCGGCUCGAAGUCGUGUGGCGGCUGCUCUUUGGCAUUGGGGUCGUGCCCGCGAUCGUCGUGUGCUACUGGCGCGUGACGGCCGACGAGACGGACGCGUACAAAGCCGCCGAAGAGCGGCGCCGAGCGGUGGCCGCGGGGAACCCCACGUCGGCGUCGCGCGCGCGGCUGUCGUUCAUUGUGCGCCACUACGGCGUCAGCCUCUUGGGCACAGCGGGUUCGUGGCUGCUCUUUGACAUUGUCUUUUACGCGCAGAACCUGUUCUCGGCGAGCAUUCUGACGGUCGUCGGCGUCGACGACGCGUCGCUGCGGGAAGUCACGACGCAGAACGCGUUCGUCGCGCUCAUGGCGCUCCCGGGGUACUACGUGGCCGUGUACUUUAUCAACCGCAUUGGCCGGCGGGUGAUCCAGCUCCAGGGCUUUGUCGUCAUGACGGUGCUCUUCCUCGUGCUCGCCUUCUUCUGGCAAGCGAUCAAGAAGAGCGCCGUGCUCUUUAUCAUUCUCUACGGCCUCGCGCUCUUCUUUUCCAACUUUGGGCCCAACAUGUCGACGUUUGUCCUGCCGACUGAGAUGUUCCCCACGCCGAUCCGCUCGACGUGUCACGGCAUUUCGGCUGCGGCUGGCAAAGCCGGGGCCGCGAUCGGCUCGUUUGGGUUCUCGAUUUGGGUCGAGAACGAGAGCUUUGGCUACAGCGGCGCGUUCUACACGUUCGCUGCCAUUACGCUCGUGUCGAUUCCGCUCACGUACUUUUGCACGUUCGACAACGAACAGGGCUUUGAGGCGAUGGAUGCGGAUUUCUACCAGAAACUGCACGGCGCAGACUUAGUCACGCGCGAAUCGUUCAGCACAGUGGGCAAGGCGCACGACGUGGAGAAGGAGAGCGGGUACAAGGCCACGAGCUCUCCGCAGUGA